This is a messenger RNA of Cynocephalus volans (Philippine flying lemur), 5089 nucleotides long. It is a transcript of the gene ISCA2, whose product is annotated as iron-sulfur cluster assembly 2. Gene Ontology annotation, molecular function: iron ion binding; 4 iron, 4 sulfur cluster binding; 2 iron, 2 sulfur cluster binding. NCBI's taxonomy places the organism in Eukaryota, Metazoa, Chordata, Mammalia, Dermoptera, Cynocephalidae. The transcript is spliced from 4 exons. The record is from RefSeq and is a predicted model, not a curated record. Gene Ontology annotation, cellular component: mitochondrion. Gene Ontology annotation, biological process: iron-sulfur cluster assembly. Bases 12 to 476 code for a protein of 154 amino acids.
UGUGGAGGAAGAUGGCGGCCGCCUGGGAGUUGUCCCUAACGGCCGCCGCGCUGAGAGCGGUAACGCUUUGGCCGAGGGGCAGGCUCCUCUCGGCCUCCCAGGGACUUCAGGCGCGUCGGGAAACUUCGUCCUCCAACCCCGAGGCUGGCGAAGGGCAGAUCCGCCUCACGGACAGCUGCGUCCAGAGGCUUCUGGAAAUCACCGAAGGGUCAGAAUUCCUCAGGCUGCAGGUGGAGGGAGGUGGAUGCUCCGGAUUCCAAUACAAAUUUUCGCUGGAUACGGUUAUCAACCCCGACGACAGGGUAUUUGAGCAGGGUGGGGCAAGAGUGGUGGUGGACUCUGAUAGUUUGGCCUUCGUGAAAGGGGCCCAGGUGGACUUCAGCCAAGAACUGAUCCGAAGCUCAUUUCAAGUGUUGAACAAUCCUCAAGCACAGCAAGGCUGCUCCUGUGGGUCAUCCUUCUCUGUCAAACUUUGAUGUGAUGACAGAUGACCCUGAGACUGCUAUCAGUUGUACAAAUUUGAGGAACCUGGGAUUAUUAGAAUUCUAGAGGUUUCCCUCUAAUCAUGUCCCUUGCUCAAUUUUAUUUCCCUCAAUCUGGGAGUGUUGUGUUUUUAGUUGCCACUAUUAUUUUCAGAAUGUGAAGCUUUUAUUCUUAACCUAAUUCCCCAGCCCCCAUGCUAAGGCCAAGCCUCCCACAUGCUGUUACCUCAGAUUCAAUCACUUUUUGAAACCAAGAAUAAUCUAUAGAAUCUCCAAGGUUCCAAAAUUUGGAAUUACUUCUUUGGCCUUCAGAGGUACUUGCACAUAUGUGUAUUACUAUGUAUAAAAUCUUCAUUUGAAAGAAAGACCUUAUUGUGUUUUGGAUCAGGGUCACAGAUUGGAUAGCUUGAACAUGUUACUAGGCCCAAGAGGAUGAGAAAGGCAAAUGAAAUGUUCUCUUUUUCAUUUCACCCUUUCUGAAUGUGCCACUUGACUUAUUUUCUAUGCAGCCUUUUCUCUACCUCCCGUUUUAUAGAGCAGAUGCGUUUUACUCUCAUACUCCUGGAUCUGCUAGAAUCCAGAAAACUUGGAUUAAACCCUUACUGAUACCUGAAUUAUUUCAAAAAUAGCCUCCCUACUCCAUACUCAUACAGACAUUUCAAGAUUCUGUGACCAUUUAAUGACUGAAUCUUUUUAGGGUAUAUUACUUCACUUACCUUAUGGUGUAAAACGUCUCUGGUCUCAUGCAUAGCAGGAAGUGGUCCCUUUGUUGGUAUAGAUAAUAGAUACUUAGGGAUCUUUGUUUUAGAUUGGUUUACCAGAUGAAGUUCAGGAUGCCCAGUUAUUAAAUUUGAAUUUUAGAUAAUCAACGAAUAAUUUUUUUAGUAUGUCUCAAAUACAUGGGACAUAUUUAUGCUAAAAAUUAUUUGUUUAUCUGAAAUUCAAAUUUAACUGAGUGUCUUAUAUUUUUGUUUGCUCAACCUGUCAACCCUACUUUAAGGUCACUGAAAAAACUUUUAAACCAUAAAUUCCAGUGAAUUUUAAAGUACUUCAUUAGAUGUGGCAUUUAAAUAUGCACGAAGCUUGUAAUAAUUGUAUUACAGUGCUGGGGGGCCCAGACCUGUAUGGACAGACAACUAAAAAAAAAGAAAUCAUCAACCACCACCACUACAACAAAUGAUUUAUUAAUACUAAUGUUGGGGAAACCACAACCAAUUGAUUCUCAGUUAUUAGUUAAAUCCAUCUUUUGCUUGGGAGCUUAAAAGUUUGUUACAGCAAAGACUUGCAUUUCUGGACCGGCUUGGAAUUAAGAUCAUCUAGUAAGAGAAUUUACCAUUAAAAAAAUGGAAAUAGAAUUUAGAAAUAGAAAGUAUCUGAGACAGAACUCAGAUGCUUAUUUGCGGGUACUUCAAAAAGUUCAUGGAAAGAUUUGUAUUUUCUUUUAACUAUUUUUCCAUGAACUUUUGAAGUACCCUUGUAUUUCCAAUGUGGGAAGACCUAGGAUUUAGAGAAAACAAACCUAUCAUGUGGUUAGAGGAAAGAAGGGGACACUCAGAAACCUGAGCAGAUUUUUUAGCUGCCUGUGGAAGGAGGCAGAAAGCAGCAUACUGUGAAAGCAUCUGUGUACAUACAUUACUAAGACAUUAAAAGUUGCUGCCAAUACCUGGGCCUAAUAAAAUUUAUAGUUCAGACUACCUAACUCCUUUCAUCCUCCUUACAAAGAGAUUUUAAACGUUAGACCCUAUUCCUCUGGAAUAUUUUUGUGGGUUAUUUACUGAUUUGGUGGGUUUAAAACUGCUGAGCACAAGCAAAAUAGCUUUAGUUACUAAAUAAAUAAACCAUCAAAUUGCAGUGGUCAACUAGGCAGAAACAGGGUACCUUAGAAUGCAGAAGCCUAUAUGUGAGUACCAACUGUUAUGGGAGAAUUGGUAUUUGUGUUUAGAAAAAGGUGGAUUUGGGAGAAAUCAUCUUUACACUAAGAAGACUUCAUGGGUAGAUCAGAAGUGGUAGUCUCUGAUGGAGGAGGAUGAUUUAAGAACAUAGAGCACAGAGGAAUGAUUGCACCAGGGGGACACUGGGCAGUUUGCUUGGAAUAGACAGAAUGCCUGGUAAAACAAGUCUAGGAUCUUAUGCAGGCCCUUUCUGACAGAUGCCCUCUGCCUGGCAGGCCAUAAAGUCUAGUGGACAUUUUUACAAAUUUUGCUCACUGAAAAUUCAUUCAGGACAACUAUAUUCUUCCCGUAUUAACUGGAAGAUCUUUUGUCUUCUCAUUACUUUGGAGAGGAGGUUGUCACAAGGCCUUGUUUGUUGCAGAACUGGCUUUAUUACACUUUUCAUGCAAGCCAGUGCCUGGAGCAUCAGCCCCACCUUUUCUUUAGCAACAACCAUAACAGUGCAAGAACCAAAGGCAAGGGAGUCCUGAAUCUGCCUUAUGUUGUGAGUCAGCCUUAUGCGGUUGGUUCAGAGAGGGACUUCUUGGUCAAUGGCCAGAUCUUAUCUUAUUGUGGAAUCACACUCCAGUUAUGUGAUGAUAGAAACUAGUAGUAUGUAAACUAUAUGUGUCCCACCCACCCUUAGUUUCUUUGUGUGGGAAUUUGACUGAUAACAGGGGUUUAAAAGAAAAUCUAUUCAGAAGUGAGAGAUUAGUAAGGACUACUAAAGUAGGUGUCCAGGAAGAUACUCUUCUAUCUCUAAAUUACUUCUGAGAAUUGAUCCCUGUUCUUUUUGUCUUUUGUUAUAAAACAUCAGAGUGGAGGGCUGACAUUAUAUACCAGGAGCAACCUGGUAUAGUGAAGUGAGUGGCACUAACCAUGAUGGUAUAGCCCUCCCUUGAACUCUGGCCCUGAGCUAAUGUGCAGCUGGCCUUGGACAGGGCUUAACACUAUUAACACUUAAACAUAGCAGUUUUGCAUGUUUGUCUGAAAGACAAGGAAAGUCCUCUGUUUUCUUCGUAUCUAGCAUUUAUGUUUAUGAUUUUUAUUAUUUUUCUGUUCUGUUUUUUUGGGGGGUGGCUGGCAGUUACGGAGAUCCGAACUCUUAAAGUUGGUGUUAUAAUACCGUUCUCUAACCAACUAAGCUAACCGGCCAUUCUUUCUUCAUAAAAAUGUCACAGGGCUGUUUAACAGAAUUUUGCUUUAAGAAAUUUUGAAAUGGGCCGGCCUGUGGUUCAGUUGGGAGAGUGUGGUGCUGAUAACACCAAGGCCAAGGGUUCAGAUCCCUAUAUAGGGAUGGCUGGUUAGCUCACUUGGGAGAGUGUGGUGCUGACAACACCAAUUCAAGGGUUAAGAUCCCCUUACCGGUCAUCUUUUUUAAAAAAAAAAGAAAAAUUUUUUGAAUAAUUAUCACUUGGUUUAAUUGUAAAUUAUAGUUAAAUAAAUAUAUAGAAAAGCAGAAGCAUUUAAGCAGUCUGUGGCCAGCAGCUGUAUUUUAAAAUAUUUUAUUUUUUUGAAUAAGUAAUACAUAUGGUACAAAAUUUUAAAAGAUACAGAAAGAUACAGUGCAAAGUCUCCCAAUACUGUACCUAUCCACCCUGUCACUCUCCCCACAAACCACCACUGUUUCUAAGAAUUUAUCCCACAGAUAAACUACGAAAUAACAUAUGCACAAGAAUAUUCAUUACAGUAUUAUUUAUAAUAGCAAAAGAUAGGAUACAAUGGAAAUGUCUGUCAUUGAGGGUCUGAUUAAAUAAAUUAUGGUUUAUCCAUUCGAUGGGAUAAUAUACAGCUAUGAAAUAGAAUGAGGCAGCUCUUUGUGUACAAGUAUAAAGUGAAAAGCAAAGCGCAGAAUAGCGUGCAUACUAUGCUAUUUGUGUUUUUAAUAAAAGGAAAUAUGUGUAUAUGCAUGCAAUAUCUCUGGGAGGAUGAGCAGGAAGGUGAGGGUUGUGGGGAGGUGGGCAAGUGGGAACAGCAUUUAAGAAGGCACAGUGCCAGCAGGGUAUAUUUGGGGAAUGGUAAAAAAUUCUCUGAUGGGGUAUAAUGUGGAGUGGCAAGGAUGAUGUUGACAGAUAUUCACUUCUCUUUCCCCUUUGUUUAGACAAAUAGCAGCAUAUGUUGCAUGCUGUUAUACAACCUCCCUUCAUCUAUUUAAGACAUCAAGGAUUUUAGAGCCAUUUUUUCUUAGGGUUCCAUAGCAAUUAAUUGUUUCUAAUCUUUUGCUAUUACAAAUAAUGUUGUAAUAAAUAACCUUUUACAUACAUCAUUUCACAUUUGGUGAGAAUGUGUGUGAAGGUUAAGUUCCUAGAAGCUGAAUUAUUAGGCCAAAGCUUUAGUACUUUUAUAAUUUUGAAAGACUGCCAUAUUGUCCUCUUCAGAGAUUGUACCAACAUAUACUCCUAUCAGCUGUUAUGAGAGUGCUUACUUCCCCAGAUGUUUGCCAACCAGGAGUCUUAACAAACUUUUUGAUCUUGGCCAAUCUGACAAUUAAAAAAAAAUACCUCUGUGUGGUUUUAAGUUGCAUUUCUUUUAUUACGAAUGAAAGAAUAUUUCAAUAUGAGCCACUUAUUUUUGUCUGCUGAGAACCCCUCAACUAAUAUAGUGACCUAGAGCAAAUUAUUUAAGCUUUCUGUGUCUCAUUUUCCUCACCUACAAAUUGGGAAUAAAAAUAGUAAG